AUGAGCGAUGUCCCAACAUUCAUCACAUUCGCUGGCGCCGGCCUCUUCUCCGGUGCGAACGGUACUGUGUGUCAUUCAAGCGUGUCUACUGGCGGAGAAUUAGACACCUUCUACUGGAGCUCCGUCACGCAGCGUCAAUAUCAGGUCUCUUCCGCUGGAACGCCCGCUGCCAACGGUGCGAGGGAUCCCUCCGCUGCUUUGACGCUUUACGAAAACCUUCAGGGACUGAGUUUGCCGGUGCUGUUUGAUGGUGCUUAUGACUGCACGCUUGAGGGCAAGGCUAAAGGGUCCUCGGUGGUUAACGUCAAUGCGGAUGGAACCCUUGAUGUGUCUUGUCUUACAGUGCUGCCGAUGUAUUUGCCGAAGAAUACUGCGUGUCCUGAGGGGGCGGUGACGGUGGAUGGGAAUUGUCCGUUUGGGUGUGAGAGGUAA
Molecule: messenger RNA, 432 nt
Organism: Letharia lupina
Lineage: Eukaryota; Fungi; Ascomycota; Lecanoromycetes; Lecanorales; Parmeliaceae
Exons: 2
Coding region: 1-432 (143 amino acids)
Source: RefSeq, a predicted model, not a curated record